Cimex lectularius (bed bug) is the source of this 16522-nucleotide messenger RNA. It is a transcript of the gene poe, whose product is annotated as E3 ubiquitin-protein ligase UBR4. Gene Ontology annotation, molecular function: protein binding; zinc ion binding. The record is from RefSeq and is a predicted model, not a curated record. The coding region runs from base 406 to 16200 and encodes 5264 amino acids. The transcript is spliced from 56 exons. NCBI's taxonomy places the organism in Eukaryota, Metazoa, Arthropoda, Insecta, Hemiptera, Cimicidae.
GACGCAAUCGGGCCGCCGAGCGCUCCACGAAGCGACACCGAGCCCGGAUCCAAGCCUUGCACGUUCUACGCUCGAAUUUCGCUCUCCGUCGUCUCUUAUUUCUCAGUCGUCAGGUGUAAAAGUAGAAUGACGGACUGACUCGGCCCCGUUGUUCGAAUCGAAAUUGUGUCGCCCGUUAUCGCCCGGAUGAACUGACCGGCCUCAGCCGAAGCUUUUCCACAUUCGCCCCGGCCCCGAGACGACGUUCGAGAGGACAGCCUCAACCACCGGAGGAGGGAGCGAGACGAGCCCCGAGGACAGAGACGGACGGCGGAUCCGCCGAGGAUGAACUCCGGCCCGGCCACGGUCCACAGCCGCCGUUUACCCUUUCAAUCGCGAUAGCCUUAUCCGUCGCCAUACCGAAAAAUGGUCGGGAACACCGGAGUCGAGUGGGGCUCCAUCGUCAAACCGGUCUUGGCCGCGUCUUACGGCUCCGUUAACAAACACGAUAUCACGGAAUUAGCCAAAGCCAUUAUCAGGAGUGAGCCAGAAUUAUUAGAUCAUGAAGAAAAAUAUGAGACAUUUUAUGCUGCACUCACAGCACUUGCUGCUGAUUACAUUAGCUCAAAUGUUUCAGCAAUAUCAAAAGGGCAGAUCGGCACUGUAUGCCUUGCCUGUAAAGUGCUACUACGUUACAUCUUGAUGAACUUGAAGAAGCAGGGUGAGUCUGAAGAGGCGUCCGCGCUCUCUUCGACAUUCCCUGCCUCGUCUUCGGGUCAGACCUCAGCCAUUAACAACCUACCAGUGAAACAGCUUCUUCUUCCAAUAAAAGCGAUGUGUACAGCAACUUCAACACUUUCUCGUACCGACCAGGUCGGUCUUGUUUCUAUUAUGAAGAAUGCAAAAUUACCACCUCAUAUUAAGACUUCGUUGAACUUCCCGGCUUCUGAUGAUAAAUCGGCUGAAGAAAAAAAUGAAAAAGAUGUUAAGGCCAGAGCUAGAAUUGAUCUGUCAAAUCAGAUAAUGGAACAACUCACGUCGCCGUUACUUGAUGGGAGUGUUUCUAAGAAAUCUGGUGGCAACGAAUCUGAACCGAAAUCGGCAGAAGCGUCGCCGGAUAAACCGAAUGAACUUGAGGUGCUUUUUGUUCAGAGAAAUAUAGCUAACCUGCAGGCAAUUGGCGCCGCUGAUGUCUUUGUCGACACAUGCCUCCAAAUGCCUCAUCUAGUCAGAUAUAUUCACAAGUAUCAAACAGCUGUAUCGAAAAAAGGUUUCAGCUUACCUAGUACAGUAAACGAAGCACAAUUAAUUAGGCACAGUUUGCAAGCAGUAGCGAGUGAUCUGAGUGUGGUUUGGAGUGUACUUUCUCUACCAGUUUUAGAGCCGUUGACACAGCCCAGGCUUGAGAAACUGACCACGAUAGUCAUGACAGGUCUAUACACUGCGUUGUCCGCUGCGACAGCUGCUAGCAUUUUGGGAGUAUCGUCUGCCGUUUCGCCCAAAACUGCGCCUCUUGCUCAAACAGUAUCUGGCAACAAGUCGAACGAGGAGGAGAAUAAUGCUGAUGUCCUUUCGACAGCCAUCGUGGAAAAAGCAUUGGAAAUAUUCAACCAUAUUUCAUCUGUGAUUAAAACAUCAACACGCGCUGGAGGCAAUGUUGUACAAAAUUUGACAUUAAUGGGGGCUUGGCUUUUGGUUUCUGGACUCCAAGGACAGUUGACCGCUUCCAGCCAAGUGCCUUCGGAUAAACCUGGCAAAGACGAUAAAGGAAAAUCACCUAGUAAAUCAAGAGAUGGCACAUCAAGGAUAAACUUAAUGAAAGUGCAACAAGGAUUUGGUGUAUUGUCAGUAGCAUUAGCAUCACAUGCGUUACGCUUGAUAGGAAGCCUUCUUGAGGAUGUACAGUUCGAGAGUGCAUCAUCAAGAACUUGGUCUGAUCUGGCCGAGCUGAGCAUUUCAAGCCAAUCGACUGCUUUACAACGUGCCUUGACUGUUCUGAACGCAGUACCUUUAAACCAGUCACUUUUUUAUUUAGCAACAGUCAGCUACAGAAAGGCUUGUACAUUGAAAAGAAUCCAAAAACAUCCUCCAGAAGGAGACAAUUUCAGCACGUCUGAUUCUACUACUUACUACGAUGAAGAUGACAUGAGUUGCUCUGAUGAAAGUUCCCCAGAUGUUGAUGAUGACAGUGAACCUUUGUUAGGACUCUGGUUUGAAGAGACAAUAUCUGUCCCUGAUUGUGAUAAUUCUUCAAACACACAAUCUCAAGAUACACCCGAUACACUACCGAAAAAUGGUCACGAGCCUUCUUCUAUCGUUCCAGAAAAAGGGGAGCCGAACGGAUUUAUAGCCCUGGCAACGCAAAUAUUUUACACUAUGAAUAGAUACAUGGUCACCAGUGAAGCCGAGUACAUGACCAGAUACGUCGAGUCUGGAUUGACAGAACAACAGAUGAUAAUGCUAGCGGCGAUCAUACGCGAUUUAGACCGUGAGACCGCCAGGACAGACACUGGGACGAUUUCGGUCUACUUCGGCCCGACUCUUGGCCAGCUUUAUACGGAGUUUUCACAGGCGUUGACCCGUUACACGCAUAAUCUCUUGGCAAGAGGCUUACUAUCGGCCUCGUUACAGUCGACUCUUUUGCUACACUUGGGCGUAAGCCCUGUCUCAAGUACCGACAGUACAAACUGGCCUCUUCAAGUGUACCCAAGGACACUGGCUGUCCUAGCACAGGUACUUUUAUUGAAGCAACAAUCUGAAAAAGAAGCAGCGUGCAUUAGUAUUUGGCACAGAUUAAUUAACACGCUUGUUGAUAAUAUUUGCACAAACCCAACAACAACCGUAGAUGUUGAAAAUGAAGAUUUGAAUGUGGAACAUGCUCAGCUUGUCCUUUUCCUAUUUCACUCUCUGAACCUCAUGCAGAAGAAAUCGGUGCUCUUAAUGUGCGCAAACGGUGUCACCCAAGUUGCCGAAAAAGUCCGUGGAGUCAUGCGUGAAUCGCAGAUCCUACAUCUCGCCCGGCUUCUACUCCUUCUCGACUACCUUGUCAAGCACCUUUACGACGCGCCGUCCACGCUCCUCGAACAGGUCCAGUGGAAUCUUUUGAACAACACCAACGUGAUCAAGGAAGCCGGUGACGUUGAGGGUAGUGUAAACGUCGCAUCAAGGUUGUACUGCCCUUGGAAUGAGAUAGAAGACAAUUACAGAAAGCUCAUGCCUCAGGAAGAAUUCUCCAUGAGGCCUAAAUUCUACUCGCUCACUUAUGGAACCGUUAACACGCAAGAACUGCCAAAACUUGACGGAUUGGCGUGUAAUUUCAUACUGGGUAGUCCUGAUAAAGGCGUGAAGUACCCGGUUUUGUUGGACUCCCUCAUAGAUAUUCUAAGCAUAACCGACCAAUGCACACCGGCGAUCAGGUGUUCGGAAAAAAUAUCUUAUACGGCUUUAUGUGCCGUUCAGUAUUGUUUUCUCAUUUGCUGGAGACUCUUGCUACAAUUGCCGCCUUCUACACCAUACCUAGAGAAACUAGCACAAGGGUUCAAAUUGGAAAAUGACUGGCCUGUUGUGCUACACUCUCUCAUCUGGGGUCCGAGAACUGCCCAUAAACUGUUUAUACCAUGGAUGACGGAUUGUCUCGUAAAGCAAGGAAUGUACACUCCGUAUGCUGAAUCAGUAUUGAAAAAUAUAGCUGACAUUGUUGGUAGUGUGAGAUAUGAUAUCAAUCUCGCCAAAAAUUGCAUUACUGCUUUGAUGCCAUCAAUAGAACUAUCAGGCCCUUUGGUCCCAAAACGAGAUUUGCCAACGCUAAUGGAACUUUGCCUUUUGAAUUCUGUCGUCGCGAAGGCUCAGGCUUAUGCUGACUUCAACAGCAAAAUGUCCUCGAUGGAAAACGACUCGCUCAAGACGAUUCAGACCAUCGCUGUCGUUCAAGAGCUGAUGCCGUAUGCCCUCAAGCUGGCAGAAGUAGUUUUGGCAAUAACAAGAUCGAGUUUGAUGUACCAGUUGUCGGAAAGCGAAGGGAAUAGUUACACGCAAGGUGACUUGCUCGCUUUUAGAUGCAUACUUUCAAUCAUUUCAACAAAAAACAAUAAGACACAAGGCCUCGCCAUCGCAAUGACACCUUUACUGCCUCCUGCUGUUUCGUCAAUUCAAGAAAAAUGGUCAACAAUCCCAGUCAAAAAUUUCCCAUGGUCUGAAUAUGCAAGUAACAUUCUGCCUGGUGAAAGCUAUGUAAUGGCUGUUGUAAGGGCACAUAUUUCAAUGUUGUCGAGUCAUAACACAUUCACGAUAAAUCCGAGCCUGAAGCACCUACUUCACUGUUUAGUUACAUUCAUCUCUGACAACUUACUGUGGUGCACCGACAGCUGCAGCGUCAUCGACAAAGUGGUCAGUGUUUUUGCCCCCUUAUCCAUUGACGCGACUGCCGACUACUUGCACGAAACUGUUGCCAAGGUGUUGGAAAAGCCGCUCGGAGAAGUCGAGAGUGAUAAACAUCAGAUGACGAUUUUCAUGAUUAUAAUAGGGCAGAUUUAUGACCUUAUCAUGAUAUACACAAGCUCUACUACACCGUGCAGUGAGGCAGUAAAUGAAAAAAUAAUUCAGGAAUGCCUCGGAUGGCUUGGCCUGUUGCUGGAAAAGCCAAUCGGGAGGCAGGCGUUAGACAAGUUUUUCGACAAUUCAUCAGAGAAGUCCCUCGUCAAGAUCUUGCUUUCCGUCGCCAGUCCGAAGACAUCGAAUUCAACAACAUACGGCGUCAAGAUAUUCCAAUUCUUCAACCAGCUUUUCACAACGAUGGAGAAAAAUCCAGGGGAUGAAGGGCUCGAGAGGCUUUGUGAUUCCGUUCUCAAACUGGCACACGUCGAGCCCACGCAGCUUUCAAAUUGGCUCCAUCUCGUCAUCCUAGGCCCUGGAUCAAGAGGAACUAGUUCUGCAUCCUCAAACGGCGACUCGUCUCCUGUUUUCUCUCUAGGAAUUACAACUUCUCCGAGUAGAGAGAAUAAAGACCCUUCAUUAAUCUUUGUGGAAAAUAUAUCUCCACCUACUGUAAAAGAAUUGACAAAAAGCUCACUUUUUCAUGAAAAUCAGUCAUUACUUCAACAUUUGACUGCAUAUAUUAAUAAUAAACAAAACAGUGUUUCUGAGGCAAAAGAAAAUGUGGCGGUGACACUUCUUGAAUCGUUGAUACCGAUGGCCACAAGAUUGUUGCUCAUGUGCAAAGGAUCCGGCUUUCCUCAGCUUAUGUACAUUAUGGCAACACUCGCCGGAGCUGGAACUGGCAAAGGGCACAUACAUUUAUUCAUUGCAUCUACACAGUGGAUUUCCAUCUGCAAAGACCAGAUAAGCGAGAAAGAAUUUCUGACCAGCCUUGAAAACGGGUCAAACAAAUCUGGCAGCCUCGUUGACUCUUGCUGUGCAGCUUUGCGCUACAUAGCCGACAUCGUGUACGCCCUAUCUCCGCAAAAUCCAGCAAGGGCUUCCAGCCCACCUUGGGAGGGAGAGUUAGUGCUGCCUCCUCACUCUGACGAUUUAGACUGGAUGGAAGACUUGACCCAUGAUGACGAUGAUGAAAGUGGUGGUGACGAUUCGGAUGAGGAUAGUUUAUGCAAUAAACUCUGCACAUUUACAAUAACGCAAAAGGAGUUUAUGAAUCAACAUUGGUACCACUGUCAUACGUGUAAAAUGAUCGACAGAGUUGGUGUUUGUUCCGUAUGUGCCCGGGUCUGCCAUCGUGGUCAUGAUGUAACUUACGCCAAGUUCGGUAACUUUUUUUGUGAUUGUGGCGCAAGGGAGUCGGGGUCUUGUCAGGCUUUAGUUAAACGGAAUCCGCAGAGCGUGACGGAUGGCUUGGCAUCCCAGGGCUUGAAUGGAUCCGCUCCGAACACUGCCACUUCCGGCGGCAAUAGUGGAGUCGGAAUAGAGCACAUGUUGACGUCUUCACUGAGGAGGCGUCCGUCCUCGCCCUCUGUCGACAAGUCGCAACAUCAGAAGGAUGUUGUGAAGCAAGCUGCACUCUCGAAACUGUUGGAAAAUUUGUCUGACCAAUUGCUCGGACUUAUUGGAAAAGAAAACAGCAUUGUCGGCCCACUUAUCACUUUGGUCAAAUCGCUUUUGCCUGCUGUAGAAGCCACUUGUCAAAGAAACUCCCCAGUCGGUUGUCAUUCUCGCUCACAAAAAUCUCUCAAAGAGCUACAUACUGUGGAUAAGAAAUUCCUUUUCUCCGACCAGAUUAUGGUUCCUACUCUUGGAUCUCAAGAAGGAGCUUUUGAAAAUGUGAGAAUGAACUAUUCUGGAGAGCAAGGCCAGACAAUACGUCAGCUUAUGUCAGCACAUAUGAUCAGAAGAGUUGCGAUGUGUUGUUUAGCUUCACCUCACGGAAAACGUCAGCAUCUUGCAGUGGCCCAUGAAAAGGGAAAGAUAACCAUUCUCCAGUUGAGCACUUUGCUCAAACAAGCCGACUCGUCCAAAAGGAAGCUUACACUCACUAGACUCUCAUCUGCGCCAAUACCGUUCACUGUGCUAACGGUCACGAGCAAUCCUUGGAAUGAGGAUUUCCUCGCCGUAUGCGGACUUAAGGAUUGUCACGUGUUGACAUUCACAUCGGGAGGAUCUGUGUCAGAACACCUAGUUCUUCACCCGCAGCUUGAGAUAGGAAAUUUCAUCAUUCGGGCCGUCUGGCUUCCGGGUUCUCAGACCAAACUCGCCCUUAUAACGGCUGACUUUGUCAAAAUUUACGACCUCUCGAUAGACGUACUGAGCCCUCAGUACUACUUUCUCGUACCAACUGGAAAAAUCCGUGAUGUCACAUUUGUUUGUAGUGAGGAAGGAAACAGUAUGCUGUUGUUGAUGUCCUCUACUGGCUAUAUCUACACACAAGAUAUGAAUGAAGCGAGUUCUGCGAAGCAUGGGGCAUUUUAUGUUACAAGCACUCUUGAAUUGUACCAUCCGGAAUUUAAGGAAUCAAACGGACAAGUUUGUGGAGGAGGUGUCUCAGUUUACUAUUCACACACAUUACGAUUGUUGUUUUUCUCAUACGCUCAUGGAAAAUCAUUUAUUGCUCCUUUGGACCCCUCGACUGGUACGACUGUUUUUGACGCUUUCAUGAUCAAUUUGCAAAAAGGGACAACAGCAGCAAGUAAUUCCGGAAGUGCAACAACUACGGGCAAUUCGAACAACACGACGACCCCGGCUACAACGGGGGCGUCGAAUACCACUUCGACCACUACGCCGACUACGACCACGACGACGAACAGCAGUAGUGGAAACAAAGGCAGUAGCGGAUCUUCUCAACCGCAGCCGCUCUGCCUGUGGUCCGAAGUACCCAAUCAUCCUGGAAUCGUGUGUGCCACAUUGCAGGCUAGCAACAACCCUGUAAUACUGAUGAUUCAACCAGAUACAAUAUACGUUCAAGAGAUAAAAGUGCUUCCGCCGAAGGCGAAAAUCAUGGACAUGGUCGUCAUCAGGCACCUCUCUACAGGGUCUGAUCUACGUACGACUCUCCUCAUCCUCUGUGAAGAUGGAAGCUUAAGGAUUUACAAUGCAAACCCAGAAAUGACUGAAUUUUGGCUAUCACCGAGUGUCCAAGCACUUAAUAGUUUACCAUCAAAUAAAUCAAAUAAGAAGAAAAAAGCCCCUAAACCUGUUAAAGCAUCAGCAAGUGUUUCAUUCCCAGUUGACUUCUUUGAGCACUGCAUCGCCUUGAACGAUGUUGAAUUUGGAGGAAGCGACUUACUGCAAAUAUACAACACAGCCCAGAUCAAGCAUAGACUCAAUACGACAGGGAUGUACGUCGUUUCGACUAAAAGCGUCGGCUUUAAUGUCGAAAUCAUCAACAACGACGCAGCACAUGUAAUAACCGGGGUGAGAGUCCUCCUCGGCAGUCAAGACAUACAGCGCGUCCCAGCGUACAUCGAGGUCGGGGGAAGAAGCAUCCAGACCAACAUCGCAAGAAACAGAUGGUUCGACUUUCCUCUGACAAGGGAAGAAAGUCUCCAAGCCGAUAAAAAGUUAACGUUGACAUUUGGGACAUCUCAAGAUCCAGAUGGAAUCAUAAUGGUUGAUUCUAUCAAAGUUUAUGGAAAAACAAAAGAAGCUUUUGGAUGGCCUGAGGAGAAUGAAGAAUCCCAAACGGCAACUCAGAACGCUUCCCAGCCUACGGCUUCAUCAAACAGUGACACUGAAAGCAUGAGUUCUUCUUUAUCCACGUCAGUGCCACUCCUUGAUCGGAUGCUUUCGGGAAUUUUGGAAGUGUUGGACGGAUGCUUCAGUCUGGUUAACUUCGAUGCGAAGGGUUCUUUGAAAACAUCCGCUAUCUCGCUUUCAACAACUUUCUUGACUCUGCCGACUUCUCCAACAGUGCAGAAAAAUACAAAAUCACUAAUGGCUUCGUUACACACUUCUAGACAAGCCUAUCAUAAUUAUAGAGAUCAAGCUGUGUUGAAUUAUGUUAUGUCAUCUUUGAACAGCCUCAGGCAAAUCACUGAUCCAAAAGAUCUUGAUACAGAGGCGUUUUACAGGCUUGUUUUAAUGAGUCGGUCAAUCGCUAUCGCUCGUCCUUUCAAUUUAGUUAAAUUUUCACAACCUCUUGAUGCAGAAUCUGGCCAUUUAAUUAUCCAAUUAACUGACAUUCUUUGGAAGUUGCACAGUGCUAAACCCCAGAAUAUGGCACUGGCCAGCGUCUGUAUUCCUGGUCUGACUCAUGUUGAAGCGACUGUGUUUUCUCUUAUUGAAAUCAUACACGCAUAUACUUUGGCCGAGCACAGCGAGGCCAUGACAGCGCUUGCAGCGAAGAUAUACCUCGAACUUCUUCUGUGUUCUGACCACGCAGUUUGCUUCAGCGCCAAACACGCAAUAAUACGAGUGUUGAGACCGAGAGUGAAAAGACGCCGAGUGUACAUCCCAAGCCCACCACAUUGCAGCACACCAGGGGUAGUGGAGUCGGAAAAACAAGGUCCAGUUUCCCAACCGUCGCAGGACUCCUCGGAAGCCGAACCGAAUCACUAUGAUGAAAGUGUAGAACCAAUUGUACUACUUGAUCCAGCGGGUGCAGUCGCGAGUGGAGUGUCAAUGAAUAUGGAGGCACUUCUUGGAGGUGUGAACACUGGAGGCUUCCCCCCUAUGCUAGACAUACCGCCAGACGCCGACGACGAGACCAUGGUGCAGAUCGCCAUCGCUCUCAGUCUCCAGCAAGAACAUGAAGGUUCUCCCAACCUCGGACUUAACCUGCAGGCUUUCCACAACCUUGCAGGGCCUGCACUUCAAGCUUUAGCAGGUAGUAGGGUAAAUGUUAGAGGUACGCAUAAUGCCGGUGAAGCGGGACAUUAUUCUGAUACAACUGCAUCACCCGGGGGUUCUGAUGAUGAAGGUUCUACCGCGGCAACAGACGGAAGUACAUUAAGAACAUCCCCGGCUGACCAAGGAGGUUCAGGAGGUUCCGAGAGCGGCGGUAGUGGUGUAGAUUCUAUAACUGGCGAACAUAACGUUUCAGGAAGGAGUUCGGCAUACGGCGAACAAGAACCUUUAGCCACCGGUACAAGAAGUGAAACGAGCUCACUCGGUGUACCUUCGGCAUUCCAGAAUCAAGAAGCCGAAGGGAUAGAAGGAGAAGGCGAUACUGAACUUGAAGGCGCCACCACUCUCCAUUCGUUAAGAUUGUCGAUACUCGAAAAACUUGUACAACACAUUCCCCAGUUGAAACAAGUCGGUGGCGUCACGGCGAUACCUUUCAUGCAAGUUGUGCUUAUGCUCACAUCCGAUUUAGACGGAGAAGAAGAAAGAGGAAAAGCCUGCUUAGAAAACUUAUUAAACUCAGUACUUUCCCUACUUUCCCUGAACCAACCAGACGUACAGGAUAUUUGUACAAGGAACCCAUGCCGAGAAGUUCAAAUCGUUGUCAUGAGAUUACUAAGUGUGUUAAUGUCAAGACCUAAAUCAGCUUCCAAGACUGGAAAUACAAAUUUUGUAUCACAGACAUCUGCCAAUAUUCUUCUCCAAUCUGGUGUAAUCGACUACUGUCUGCUGUUGCUUAAAGAACUCUUGCCCUAUUGGAAAAAUAAUACACAAGAAGAGGCCAACACAAAUGUGAGCGGAUCGCUUCUAAAACCUCACCAUCCCUCGUCUCCACCGGACAUGUCACCAUUUUUCCUGAGGCAGUACGUUAAAGGUCAUGCUACAGAUGUUUUUGAAGCGUAUCCACAACUUCUGACUGAAAUGGCUCUACGCCUGCCCUACCAAGUGCAGAAGCAUACACCAAAUCCUAUCUUUUUCCCGCAUACUUGGUUUUAUUAUCUGUGUGAGUACAUGAUGACUCAACAGACUCCGUUUGUGCGGCGCCAAGUUAGAAAACUCCUGUUGUUCAUAUGUGGCAACAAAGAGAAGUAUCGACAGUUGAGAGAUCUCCACUCACUAGAAUCUCAUAUGAAAUCCGUGAAGCAAUGCUUUGAAGGGAAUGUCGUCCAACCUCUGACAUACGACGCUCUUGUAGAAUUGACAGAACACCUGAAAGCCUGCGUCGAAGUCGGGACAAGCAGGACAUGGAACUGGAGACAGUUUUGCACAAAAGAUAACUCAGUUUUGCCGUUUCUGGUGUAUACGAGCCGCCUGGUCGAAGAGCCCGUCGCUCAGACCACACUGCAGCUGCUGAGAUGCGCUCUUUGCCCGACUAGACAAUCUCCUCCGCCACCUCCAUCAGGCCAGGAAAAUGCUCCUAGUAGUAGCAAGAGCUCGAAUGUAGUAAGGACGAGUAAAGAAAAAGUGUACGAUAGCGAUAUGGAAGACGCUCAGUGCUUGACUCUCGUACGCCAGCUCAACAGCCAAAUACCAAGAGAACUCCUUACAAAAUUCAUCCGUUCUUUCUUGCUCGAGACGAACGCCUCGAGCAUGAGAUGGCAGGCUCACGCCCUUAUACUUUCGAUCUACAAGAACUCAGAACCGGCAGAGCAAGAACUCCUUCUCGACCAGAUGUGGAGCCUGUGGCCUCAGCUGCCAUCGUAUGGCAGGAAGGCGUCGCAGUUUGUAGAUCUGCUCGGCUAUUUCUGCAUCAAAUCAAAUUCAUCAAAAAAGAAGAUCGAAGAGUGCAUAGAGAAAGCUGUGAAUAUGUUGCGUGCCCAAAAUCAAGUUCUGGCCCAACAUCCAAACGCGUCAUUGUACACGCAAUUAGCUCAAUACGUUGAACUCGAUGGUUAUUACCUAGAAAGUGAUCCUUGUUUAGUUUGCAACAACCCAGAACUUCCAUUAACUAACAUUAAACUAUCAUCAAUCAAGAUUGAUUCAAAAUUUACAACUACAACACAAAUAGUUAAAUUAGUGAGUAGUCACACAAUUAGCAAGAUCACGUUGAGGAUUGCUGACCUGAAGAGGACUAAAAUGGUGCGAACUAUGAACAUUUAUUAUAACAACAAGAGUGUUCAGGCUGUUAUUGAACUCAAGAACAAACCAGCUAUGUGGCACAAGGCGAAGAAGGUCAAUCUUGCUUCAGGCCAGACAGAGGUGAAAGUAGAAUUCCCUCUGCCCAUUGUCGCUUGCAACCUGAUGGUCGAAUAUGCCGAUUUCUAUGAAAAUCUCCAAGCAUCCUCAGAAACGUUACAAUGCCCCAGAUGCUCAUCAUCGGUGCCGGCGAAUCCGGGGGUGUGCGCGAACUGCGGCGAAAACGUGUUCCAGUGUCACAAAUGCCGUGCGAUCAACUACGACGAGAAAGACCCGUUCUUAUGCCACGCGUGCGGUUUCUGCAAAUACGCCAAAUUCGACUUUACGAUAACGGGUCGGGUGUGCUGCGUCGUCGACCCGAUUGAGAACGACGAGGACAGGAAGAAGACAAUCUCGGCUAUAAAUACGCAUUUAGAGAAGGCGGACAGAGUUUACAAGCAGCUCGUCGGGAACAAGCCGACCCUUGAAAUGCUUCUUUCCAAGAUAAACGACCACAGAGCAGACCGUGGUAUUGAUGAAAUUCCAUCCCAGGGAGUGACCAGCAACUCAACAUCCACAAUCGGUUCUUCUAACAUCCCACCAUCGACAAGCAUGGUCAAUAGAGCCAUUCAACUCCUCGCCCAGAGAUACUGCACAGAUUGUAAAACUUCAUUUGAAGAUCUUAGUCGAAUUAUUCAAAAAGUACUGGCAUGCCGCUCUAAACUAGUUUCAUACGAUAGAAGCCAGCUAGAGCAGAGUGGAAGCUUAUCUCAGUCUACAGAUAUUUCUCAAAGCGAACCGUCCUUAGAUAUGUCUAGUGAUCCAGUGCAGGGCAAAUGCUACGGGUGUGCGUUUUCUGCGACUGAACACUGCCUCAUCUUGCUACGAGCUCUCGCUCACAACCCGAAAUCCCGACAGGUGCUCUGUUCCAAAGGACUUAUACAAGAACUGGUUCAAAAUAAUUUACGUCGUGGAACAACCCAGGUUCAAGAAGAAGUGAGACAGCUUAUUUGCCUUGUGACAGGCGAUAAUUGCAAAGCGACUGAAGAAAUCUGCACUAUUCUCAUGGAACGAGUCUCGUUGACUCUAAACGGCCACUUGGCCGCUUCUGAACUCGCGAUUGCCGUUCGACCAGAGAUGAGCCUCCUAGCUGCUCUCGUGCAGAAGGAAGACUCAUGCUGGGAACAGAAAUUAAGGUGUGUGAUGAAACUUUUCCUGAUGUCUUGUUCCGAGGGAAAAUCCCCUGUAGUCAUUGAUUCUGUUACUCUCCCUUGUCUGAAAAUCAUUCAGGGGAUUAUAAAACCACUAUCUCCUGUGUCUAAAAAAUACAAGGACAAAUCAGUGGAGGACAUAGUAAAUAUCAAAGUAGUCGGUAGUAUGCCGAUUGACAUCAACAGCUGGGUCAACGGGGAGGAGAGAUUCUCCUUCAGCAAUUGGUACAAGAGAAUGCCCGUUAAAAAAUCCGAUCUAAUCACCCCGGCAAAACCGUCGUCGAAGGCUGAAAUAAGAGAGAAAUACUUGACUGAAAAAUACGUGACAAGGUGGAAGGAGAAGAUUUACCUCGUCGAGUCGAAGAUGGACGGCGUCGCUUGGCUGCGGCAGGUCCUUUUCAACCCGAGUUCAAUCCUGGCGAGACAAGUAACUUGCAACAUGUUGGAGUGCUUGUGUACCAACCCAAAAACAAAGAGAGAAAUUUUAGACUUAUUAACAACUUUCCUCGGUGAACUCGGCUCAGCUGGAGAAAGCGCUGCCGAAUAUUUGACACUUUAUCAAAGUCUAUUGCAGCCCUCGCCUUGGAAGCAAUAUCUCGCACUCAAAGGAGUUCUUCUCUACCUUGCUGAACUGCUGACACAAGAAAUAAAUGCAAUACAUAAAUUUGAAGGCUCUAUACUCACUUCUGAUUUAUCUCAAGGAUAUGCACUAAAAAUGUUGACAGAGUUGAUAGCUUCGUUUUUAGAACAGCCAAGCAUAAAACAACAGUAUAAAGGCCGUUUGGUCGGGGCAGUUCUAAAUGGUUACUUAUCGCUUAGAAGGCUGGUUGUACAGCGUACGAGGUUGAUUGAUGAAACGCAAGACAAACUUCUCGAGCUGCUUGAAGAGAUGACGACCGGCACAGAAGACGAGACUAAAGCGUUUAUGACUAUUUGCAUACAAACCGUCGAAAGAUGCCCGCCACAAGAUGUCAGGACGCCUGUUUUUAUAUUCGAGAGGCUCUGUUCUAUAAUAUAUCCAGAAGAAAACGACGUCGGGGAAUUUUAUCUCACACUAGAGAAAGAUGCACAACAAGAAGACUUCUUACAGGGAAGGAUGUUGGGAAAUCCGUACAGUUGCAAUGAACCCGGCCUAGGCCCACUCAUGAGAGAUGUCAAGAAUAAAAUCUGCCAGGAUUGCGAGCUUGUCGCCCUUCUCGAGGAUGAUAAUGGGAUGGAGCUUCUUGUCAACAACAAGAUCAUUAGCCUCGACCUCCCGGUCAAAGAGGUCUACAAGAAAAUUUGGAUCGCCGAAGGCGGUGAGGGCGAUUCGAUGAGAGUCGUCUACAGGAUGAGAGGCCUCUUGGGCGAUGCGACGGAAGAAUUUGUCGAAACUUUGCAAGCGAAGUCACAACAGGAAGUCAAUAACGAGGAAGUCUACAAAAUGGCGAACGUCAUGGCUGACUGUAAAGGCCUCAAGGUUUUAUUGGGAAGAUUGAGCCAGAUUCGGGAUACAGUCAGAUCAAGGGCUUUGUUACAAGUAACGCUUAAAUUACUUCAGCUUUGUGUUAAAGUUUCAAGGAACCAAGAAGUUUUGUGUCAUCCUGAUCUUGGAGCGAUCAACAUUCUUCUAGACACUUUCCAAUUAUGCGUUUCUGAUACCACUCAACAAUCUGCACAGCUCAUUGAACAAAUUCUUGAGAUAAUGGAGACAAUUUUGUCAAAGACUGCAUCCCAGUCCCCAGACGAUUUCCUCAAAUUCUCCCAGACUCUUGGCGGUGUAGAACACAUCAAUUCUCUCCUCGACUGCGUCUCUAACUGCAGCAGCGUCAAGUCGAACACGGCUGUGCUCGAGCACCUGGCGCAAGUCCUGGCAUCGCUCACUUACAGCAACCGGGCCAAAAUGGCCGCCCUUAUGGAUCAUUUCAAGCCUCAUCUCUGGGAAUUCGACAAGUUCGACACUGAGCACACGGCGGAGGAAGAACAGAAGAUGGAACUUUUCAGCAUCCUGGCUCUCGGCAUUGACAGAUCGGCCCUUGGCAAUACUCUUAAAGAUUAUAUACUUACACUUGGUGUUGUUGACCACGCACUUAAAUAUAUCAGGAAGUAUGCUCCUGUAACCAGACCAACUCUUCUUCACUGUGAUUCGGACGAGUGGAAAGAAUUUAUAUCGAAACCUGCGUUAAAAUAUAUUUUAAGAUUUUUAACAGGCCUCGCUAGUCAUCAUAAACCGACUCAAGAUGCAGUUUCAGUGGAUUGUAUAACAAUCAUUCAUAGACUCGAACAGGUUUCCUCCGACGAGCACGUGGGCUCAUUAGCUGAGAAUUUAUUAGAAGCUCUGUGCACUAAUGAGAGAGCGGCAGCUAUGAUCGAAGAAGUCAGGGGUUCAACUAGAGCCGAGAAAAAGAGACUGGCCAUGGCGAUGAGAGAAAAACAGUUGGGUGCUCUCGGUAUGAGAACCAACGACCGAGGCCAGUUGACCGUAGAGAGCCAGACGAUGAUGCAGCAGAUGGAAGAGCUUGGCGAAGAAACCGGCCUUGUUUGCGUCAUCUGUCGCGAAGGCUAUAAAUUCCAGCCGAACAAAGUUCUCGGUGUUUAUACAUUCACAAAACGUUGUAAUAUUGAAGAGUUUGAGAACAAAGCAAGAAAAACAGUCGGUUAUAGUACUGUCACCCACUUUAACGUUGUACACAUUGACUGUCACAUGUCAGCGGUGAGACUGGCGAGAGCGAGGGAUGAAUGGGAAUCAGCUGCUCUUCAGAAUGCUAAUACAAAGUGCAACGGGCUUUUACCUCUUUGGGGGCCACAGGUGCCAGAAUCAGCAUUUGCGAGCUGUCUGGCUAGGCAUAACACCUACCUCCAAGAAUCGACUGGGCAUCGUGAUAUUAAUUAUACUUCGACCGUACAUGAUUUAAAACUGCUCUUAUUGAGGUUUGCACAAGAAAAGAGCUUCCAUGAUGAUACAGGAGGUGGUGGACCUCAGUCCAAUAUGCACAUCAUACCUUAUCUUAUGCAUAUGGCCCUUUAUGUGAUUAAUACGACGAGAUGUAGUGCAAGGGAGGUUAAGAACCUGACCACAUACCUUGAAGAGCCUAGGCUCGAGUCAUGUUUUGAGACUGAAGGACCGCAUUACUGGGCGACGCUGUCUCUACUGGUCCAGUCGCCGGAGAGGUGGGCUUGUCUCAAGCUUAAGCACCUUUCUCGCCUUAUUGUCACUGCCCACGUCAGGUCGCUCCACGCGCCCUCGUCGGCGAGCGUUUCCUCCAACUCGUCCAAUACAAAUGUAACAUCAAGCAGUGCGAUCCCCCAAAGGCUGACUGAUACCGAGGUCAAACCGUUUCAAGUCUAUAGGAGCAAUCUUAUAUUUUAUGCCUUAAUAGAUGCUAUUUAUAAAAAUCAUUUCAAGAAAGUUUUUGUUACAUCCGAAGACAGAUGGGUUACGAUUCUUGCUGAUUACAUCAGACACAACGAUGAAGCUCUUCUCAAGUCUUCUGAACGGCUCAUGUCGAUUUACACCGAUGAACUGAUCCCUUGUACGUCGAUAGAAGAGUUUUUUGAUGUUGUCGGUUUAUUGGGUGAAAUAUCUGACCCGGUUCAGUUCAUCGCAGAGACCCUGCAGGCUUAUGCAUAGAAUUUUUUUUGUUUUUCUUCCCCCCCCCUGUAAAUUCUAUUAAAUAUUGUGAUGUAUCUAAUUGUUACAUAAGAGCAGAUUAACUUAUAUAUGAAGGAUUUUAUUCCUGAUACUGUGAAAUGUUUAAAUUUAAGUCAUCCCCAUGCUGCAAUCGAAAAAUGGACACCUUGUGGCAAAUAUCACACCAAUGAUCGAGAAAAAUAUCCUUUUUUUUCUGUCAAUACAUAUACAAUUUGUGUUUAUACCCAAAUAAUAUUAAUUAUGAUAAUUAUACAAAUUUUGUGUUUAAAAUUAUAAAUUAAAAAGGAAUAUUUAAAGUGUA